This is a messenger RNA of Lates calcarifer (barramundi perch), 3168 nucleotides long. It is a transcript of the gene clcnk, whose product is annotated as chloride channel K. The record is from RefSeq and is a predicted model, not a curated record. The coding region runs from base 1 to 2070 and encodes 689 amino acids. Gene Ontology annotation, biological process: chloride transport; transmembrane transport. NCBI's taxonomy places the organism in Eukaryota, Metazoa, Chordata, Actinopteri, Centropomidae. Gene Ontology annotation, cellular component: membrane. The transcript is spliced from 19 exons. Gene Ontology annotation, molecular function: voltage-gated chloride channel activity.
AUGAAGAACCUGGAGGAGGCUCUUGGGACCGAGACAGACGAAGAGAACAACAACCAAGAGAGAGAAGAUCAAUCAGAGACAUUCCAUAAUAAGAGCCCGCUCCUCUCUGAUCCAUGGAAACCGUGCCAACGGCCUCGAGCAAUUGUCAAAGAAUGGCUGCUGAAGCUGAGCUGUUGUCUUGGAGCAGUGUGUGGGAUGGAGUGGUACGGCUUCGCUGCUCUGGGCGUUUUGAUGGCCUUCCUCAGCUUCCUCAUGGACCUUAGUGUAACAAAGCUGCUCAGAGCUCACCAGUGGCUUUACAUGAAGCUGGAGGGAAACACUCUGCUGCAGUUUUUCUGCUGGACUCUUUAUCCGUCAUGCCUCUGUGCUGUCGCAUCGUCAUUCUCCCACAACAUCUGUCCCUUCUCCACAGGCUCAGGGAUACCAGAGGUGAGAACCAUGCUGGCUGGCAUUGAAAUGCCUCAUUACUUGUCUCUCACGAAUAUGUUUACCAAGUUCCUGGGUCUUAUCUGUACACUAGCAGCCGGCAGCACUGUUUUCCUGGGCAAAGUGGGUCCAUUUGUGCAUCUUUCCACCAUGAUGGGAGCCUACCUGAGCCACCUCUGCUCUCUUAUACAAGCCAAUGAAAAGGUCAAAACAGAUGGAGAAAUGUUGGUUGUAGCUGCUGCAGUGGGAGUAGCCAGCUGCUUUGGAGCUCCAGUCAGCGGCGUGUUGUUCACUGUGGAGGUGAUGUGUUCUCAUUUUGCUCUGAGGCAUUACGUCCCAUGUUUCUUCACGGCCACCUGUGGGGCGUUGACCUUCCGCCUCCUCUCAGUGUGGAGUGGAGAUGGAGAGACUCUUCAGGUGUUGUUCAAGACUAAUUUCCCUACUGUUUUACCUUUCUACCCGCUCGAGAUUCUGCUGUUUGCCUUCCUGGGGCUGCUGUGUGGAGCCGUGAGCUGCUGCUACCUCUUCUGCCAUCGGUGGAUCCUGCAAUUUACCAAAACAAACCCAGUCAUGAAGAUGCUGACGACAGAGAAGGGUCUGUACUCAGGCGUGGUGGCCUUCCUCCUGGCAACUGUGACGUUUCCCCACUUUACAGGUCAAUACAUGGCUUCUAAGUACACAAUGAAGCAGCUCCUCACUUCCUUACUGGAUAGCAGGCAGUGGACCUCUCAAUCCCAUAAUGCUUCUGUGCAGCUGGAGCCUGAGACAUUGUUGGAGUGGAGCUCAUCAGGGAGUCCUGUCUGCCUGUCUUUGGCUUUCUUUCUCCUCAUGAAGAUGUGGAUGUUGGUCCUCGCCUGCACCCUGCCUGUGCCAUCUGGAUACUUCAUGCCAGUCUUUGUCUAUGGGGCAGCUUUGGGCCGUUUGCUUGGAGAAGGAGUAGCUUAUGCGUUUUCCACUGGAGUGACUUCAGACCAGCAGAGGGCUGCAGUAAAUCCUGGGGGCUACGCACUGGCUGGCGCAGCAGCUCUCUCUGGGGCUGUGACUCACACCUUGUCUCCAGCUCUCCUGGCAAUAGAGCUCACCGGACAGUUCAGUCAUUCUGUACCAGUUCUCCUCGCCACUCUCCUGGCCAACGCCCUGGCUCGCUCUGGGCACCGCCCAUCUUUCUAUGAUGCCCUCUCUAUCAGCAAGAGACUCCCACACCUGCCCUCUCUGAAGAAGGCAUGUCCUCGGCUUCCCUCCACACCAGUUGGACAGGUUUUGGGAGUGAAAUCAGUGCAGCUUCAAAAAGCAGCUGCGCCAGCUGAGGUUCAGCAUGCUGUCAACACCAGCAGUGAAACACAAAUCCCUGUGGUGGACUCACACGAGUCUGGGAUUUUACUGGGGUUUGUUCUUCGAUCAGAACUGCUGAUGUUCCUGCGUCACUCGAAGGCUGAGACUCCAGAGAAACAUCUGGAUGAGGUCUGCUGCAUUCACCCCCCCUCUAUCCUGUUAUCACCUCACAACACUGUUCAGGAGGCCCACAGUAUACUGAAUCUAGUUGGAGCCCAAACCUUGUUUGUCUCAGACAAAGGACGGUUGGUCGGGUUCAUCACAUGGACACAGAUGAAGAAAAUAUUAGAGGAGCUGGCCAAAGAAAUCUAAGCAGUGGCACACAGGAAAUAAGCACAUCCCUGACCUUUUUUAAGCAUACAUUAAUCUAUCUGUGUCGGAUUAGCUUUUAACUCAGGCCUGGUUCUAAUAAUGAUAUCACAUCUUCAUUCCCCAAGCGUUAACAAUAUUUGCACACAAACAAAAGUGUCAUUAGCUGGAGGCUCCUGUGAUCCCCAUUUAUCAGAGCUUAUUGUGUUGCCUUUUAUUGUAAUUAGCAGCAUCACGUCUACAGAGGAGACAGUUCAUUGCCUUAAUCAGUCAACCACACUGUGACACAGUGAUAUUAAAAUUGUGUCUGCCCAGAAUCUUAUCCAGUGGAGAUGAAAACAAAAGCCUGUGAAAUAGUUUGUUCAAUUAACACAAUAAAUCCCUGCUGCUGUGUUUGUACUGCUACACCACCCCUCCCAGUGCGUACGUUUCUUUACAUUUUGGCAAAUUGCCUCCAUUAAAAGAAAAAUGUCAAAUCAGCCAUUAGUUCCUAGUUUUGAUAGGUUCCCAUUAAUGUACAGACAUCUGUGUGUGUCUCAGUGUGUCACAGGGACUGUUGUUACUCCAGCUGCUGACUGUGCUGGUGAGUGGGACAAAUCACUGGGUUUAAUUACAGUAACACUGACAUGCACCUGUUCCUUUCACCUCACACAGUAUCUGUGCAGACAUAGCUUCCCAUUUAUAUUGUAGACAACUGACUCUUUCUUGGGACAAAAAUGAACCAUCACAAAACUAUCAAACCUAAAUCCUGUUUUUGUAAUUACUCUGCAGCAUGUCACCCUAGGAUUAAGAGCUGUAUUUGAAGGUGUUCCCACAAGCAUCUCAAAUAGAGUUGAACAUUAAAGCUGCUCUGUGUCGAAUUUGAACAUUUCUGCCUUUAGUGUCCCCCAGUGGCAGCAUUGCAAAACGACACUGGCAUACAGCAAAGCACUUCUCUAUACCCAUGAGCAACGCAACGCAUAGACUGCACCAAUAUUCAUUUGGAUUGUCUCACUUUUCUACAAAAAGCAGCAUCAGAAUGAUAUGUAUUCCACACAUAGAGUUCACACCGCAACACAUGAUAAAAUGCUGAGUGAUUUCUCUCAGACGCAUUGGGAAUAU